ACACAUUUUUCACUUCUCGUUUUUUUCUUAGAUGCUCCACUCUAGUGUGACAGUGAUUCGAACAAAUAAGUUCCGGGAAAUGGAAAACCAAAACCAAGAACCAACCCCGACCCAACCAAAUCAACGACUCGGCUCGCCGAGUCAAGAGCUGCCCUCGACCUCUUCUAAUGAACAAACUCAGAAACGGAACCGCCCUGAAUCACCGCAAAACGAAAGCAACGAUUCUGCUCAAUCCCCCAAACGGUCGAGAAACGGCAGCCUUCCUCCGCCGUCGUUUCCUCAAGAAAUAAUUUUUGAAAUCCUCUCGAAUUUGCCCGUUAAAUCCCUCCUCCGUUUCAGGUGCGUUUCCAAACCCUGGAAAUCCCUCAUAGCUGACAAUUUCUUCAUCAAAAAGCACCUCAAAAGAACCCAAAACGACCCCGAAUUCUCCAAAAAGCGAGUCUUAAUAAACACUUCAAGCAUCCAAACCGGAUCCAGCAUCAAAUCAUGCUCCCUUAAGUCUAUAUUCGAAGACCCAAAUGUUAAUACCUCGGAAAUCGAAUACCCAUCGAAGAAAGCUUCUCGUUAUGAUUGGAUUGUGGGCUCAUGUAAUGGCUUGAUUUGCAUAGCUAUUAGAGAAGAUACAGUCCUUUUAUUAAACCCGACUUUAAGGGUUUCCAAAAGGUUGCCUGAUUUAGGGUUUAAGAAAAGAAGGGGUUGCUAUACUGUUUAUGGGUUUGGUUUUGAUGCUUCCGUUGAUGAUUAUAAGGUUGUUAGGGUUUUUUGUUAUCAAAGUAAGGGCCUUGAAGAUGGUUACGAGAGUAUAGUUAGGGUUUAUUCAAUGAGAACUAAUUGUUGGAGAAGGAUUCAGGAUUUCCCGUUUGGGGUCCCUUUUAGUGAAGCUGGGAAACAUGUGGAUGGGACUUUGAAUUGGGCUGUUUUAAGUAGACAUUAUAGGGAUUUUUCGUGUACAAUUGUCUCCCUUGAUUUGGCUCAGGAGACGUAUAAGGAAGUGACCCAACCGUGCUAUGGCAACGGUGCAGGUGAAAGGAUAUUAGGGGUCUUGGAUGGAUGUCUAUGUGUGCUUUGUAGUUAUGGGAGAUUGUAUGCUGAGGUUUGGGUUAUGAAAGAAUAUGGAAAGAGAGAGUCUUGGACCAAGCUGGUUACCAUUCCAUACACACCGAUUCCUGGGUAUGAAAUGUUUUUGACACCUUUAUCUGUAUCGAAAAGUGGUGAAAUCUUGUUGCGUUUUGAGGUGAAUAUGCUUCUGUACAAUCCCGAGAAGAAUAUGUUCAGGAUUCCCAUGUUUCCUUAUGAUGCUUUUUCUUAUAUUGAUCAACAAGAAGUCUAUGAAGAGAGCCUCGUUUCGCUGACUGUAGUCAAUCAGCAUAGAUGAAUGGUGUCAAUAGCUAACAAAGAUUAAGGUUGCUUUGUUUAUCGAAAAGUAUAACUCCCAACUGGGGCUACUGAUGGAGUUUUAGCAUGUUCAGCUACAAACUUUCCUCACUUUUUUGGUUGGUUUCGGUCAUCGUUGUCAUCACUCUUAAACCUUCUUGUUGAUUAGGUUACAGUUAGUUUCACUUUCUGAUAAUUUUCACUCAAAUCAUGUCAUGUUUUUUAGCGUUGCAAUAUGUUUGUCACUGUGUUAAUCUGUCACUGAUUAUUUUCAACUUGUUCUGCUAAUGUAGUUUUAACUUGCUCUGUCACUCAAAUCAUACAUAUUCGCAGGCACUGAGUAGUUAUAUGUUUCAAAUUAGAUGUAAGAGUAUGUUUUCUUAUCAAUCUAAUUGCAGAUGUACUUUGUUUCUCUGCUGUUCUGUUUAAAAUUUAAGCUUCCUUCAAUCAA
Messenger RNA from Gossypium arboreum, 1825 nucleotides. RefSeq names its product F-box/kelch-repeat protein At3g23880-like. Gene Ontology annotation, molecular function: protein binding. The record is from RefSeq and is a predicted model, not a curated record. The transcript has 2 exons. NCBI's taxonomy places the organism in Eukaryota, Viridiplantae, Streptophyta, Magnoliopsida, Malvales, Malvaceae. Bases 32 to 1375 code for a protein of 447 amino acids.